GCAGCUUGUCCUACUCAGGGGCGGCCACUCGCACAACUGGCAACAUGGCUGACGACGACGUGAACGAUCCUGUGGAACACGAGAUUGAUGUAUAUCUCUCAAAAAGUCUGGCAACAAAUCUCUACAUACUUCAGUAUCCACUUCGUCCAGCCUAUAUGUCUUAUGAACAUGUGGACUGCAUCAGUGCAAAAGUCAAACAUCAGCAAAAAAGGGUGGAGCUUGAACUAAGCCUCAGCACAUCUAGUCCUAACUACAGCAGCAGUAAAGGCGAACAGAUUGCUGUUAAUGUUGAUGGUGGACGUCGACAAGGAGAUGAGCAACCUUACUAUCCCAGUGGUAUGAUGGAUAGACAGAUCCUACGGUCAGCACCCUGUGCUACCAACACUCAGAGAUAUGCUGUCGGAGUUCUCAAGAAUGAUGAACUGCACUUGACUCCAGUACAUGCAGUGGUGCAGAUGCGUCCUUCGUUUGAUUACCUUGACAAAGCUGACAGCAGACACAUGAAAUCUGAUGCUGGAAACAGGGUUGGAGAUCCGGGUGAUUCAUCCCAGGAUGAGACAGAAGAGGAAGCCAAACCAGUCAUGGUGAAAUUUGCUCAGCAUGAGAGCGAAGAAGCAAAAGCAAGACGCAUGGCGUCUUAUGAAUAUGUGCAGAAGCAGCUUGAUGAUGAGCCUUGGUGCAAAGUGGAUUUUCAUAAUUUGCAUGAUGAUCGUGUAGAACCAGAGCUUCAUCUUCUAUAUUCCUUCACUUCUGAUGAGAAAAUCCAGCAGUUCCACUCAUUACCUGCAGAAUAUCUGUCAUUACUUGUGCCACCUGUUGUGGAUGAUAAGAGUAAUAAGCCAGCCAUGCCAGACAAUGUCCUGUCUUUCACACAGCUUCGCAGUCUGCCUUUGCAGGACCAAAUCCGGGCUCUUAUGACCAGUGUAAAGGUCAUGAGGUUUUCUCAGCUGAUGGAGCUGCUGCCAAAAGAUACAGAUUCAGAAGCUGCCCUUCGGGUGUUGCAGCAGGUGGCUGUCAUGGUGCAAGGAUGCUGGGUAGUGAAAAGUGAGAUCUUCUACCCUAAAGAUAGCUGCAGCCAAAACAGUGGCAUAUCAUUUGAGCACCUCCGCAAUGGCCGAGAUUUUAUUAUGUGGAAAUUCACACACAACAAGUAUGUGGUCCGCAAAGAAAUUUCAGGGCUUCCUUCUGAGGAUGUAAAAGAUAUUCUAGAGCAGAUGUCACGACUGAGGACCUCUCAUGGCUGGGAGUUUCAGUAUGACUAUGAUCGAGAAUUUGUUGAAAGACAUCCUGAUGUAACCCGUAGGCAGAGAGAGUUAUGGGACUUAAGAUUCCAGCAGCUGCAGAAAGUAUUUAAAGUACCACCUGAUGCCAGCAAACGUGCCAAAGAUGCUGAAAUGGUGCUCAUGAACCAGAAUGCUGAGAAGCCUCGGCGCCGCAGAGCCUUAUCCAAGUCAUCUUCACGAAAGCGUACACUAAGUGGUCGCUCCAUGUCAGAUCUUAGUGAUAUGGAAACUGACACAUCCACACAGGAAAAGAGAGACAAUUAUGAUGUUGCAUCUUUCUCUCGGGAGGGAAACUAUUCAAAAAGUGAGACCAUGGAACUGUAUUAUGACUCCAUGCAAAAUAAUGCCCAGGCCAAUGGACCAUUACUUAAUAACGGACACCAGUGUGGAGGCGUGAACAGUCACGGUGAUGGCAAAGAGCAAGACAUAGACAAUAUUGUGCAAGGUAGAGACAAUGCUUUACUUCAAAAAGAACUAGAGGGCUUUGCCUUGGAAGUGCUCAUGCAAAAGCAAGUAUUAAGCCUGAAGGAAACAAAGCGGCUAUUCUUCUUGCAUUUAUCUCAGCGUCCCCCAGGACAUAUUUUGGCAUCUGGUGUAUCAGACAAAAUGUUGGAGAUGGCUUUCGUGGCCGUUGGAGGAGCUAAGCUUAAUAACAAGUGGCCUCCUAAUGUCCAAGAAGAUGUAUUGUUUGCACUAGUUAAUACAGGAGAGAGAACUGACAAGGUUCGUCAGUUGCUAUUGUCAAUGUUCGAGUCAGCACAUCGCAUCAAAAGCACGGGUUUCAUUGCCAGACUAAAGGAACAGUAUGGUCAGGAGUUCUCUGAAGCCCAGGCAAAAAAAAUGUUGAAGGAUCUGUGUGAGUGGCAUGGAUCCAUGUGGUAUCUCAAGGGCACUGCAACUAACAGUUGACACAGGACUUUUUAAUUUGUUUGCUAUACCCAUGCAUCAGCCAAAGCACAGCUGUGAUCGCCAUUGACUUUCCCCGGAGCCAUGGGUGCGAACAUAAUUGCACGUGUCUGCAUGGGCAAUAUACAUGACUACCUUUUCUUUGGUCCAGUGUGUGCAAUUGUGGGUGUGAGUAGUUAUGCAUGUAUGCAUGCAAGUGACAACAUGCGUAUGGGGAUGUGUAGAAGUAGAAACAGUGGGUGAAGGUUGGCUUGACAAGUGCUGCUACAUAAGUGUAUGUCUUUUUAUUAAACAAUGCAAGCUAGGUUUGGAGUUCCGUGCACUUCAUCGUCUUAACUUCAUUCCUCUUAUGGCCACCUCUGUUUACCACCCUGUCCUCCAGAGCUAAAUCAAAAGGAAAAUCACUUGCUAGCUCCCUGCUUUGUAUCAUUUUUAUAGACUUCAGAAUUGCAAAAAUAAACUUUCAUGAAGCAAUGACAACCUGCGCAGCCAUGCCUUGCUGAAUGAAUGUUAAUGGCAUUUAGCACACACUGGUCUGUUAAUACAAUAGGUAAUCCAACAGGGUUUGGAGAUUCUCUUUGAUUUUUGUAAGUUGACAUUUGAUUUGCUAAGUAACAAAUUUGUUUGACCUCAAGCAGUUCACGAAAACUUGGGAAAGUUUAUUCAUCAAACACCUGUUCUGUUGUUGUGUAUUUGAUGUGUUCAGCAGCUAUCAUCAUCUGUUCUUGCUGAUCUAACUAUAAAGUAUUAAAAAAAAAAUAUUCAAAGCCUGCUGUGUUUUGUGACAGGGUACAUUAAAAUUUCUUUAGUGGUGUAUGUAGAUCCCUUACAAUAAUUUCCAGCUUAGGCCAGUGUGGAUAAAUCAAUGCUUUGAGGAAUGUCCAUUUUUAUAGAAAACCAUGAGAGGUGGAAUUCUUGUUGGUCCUAUAAACUGGCAGCUGGCCAUUCAGACUAAUAAUCUCUAUCAUGCUUAACUCAAUGUGUGGGCCGUUUGUUAAUGCAGUGAGAUGUAAGCCUAUUGUUUUUUUACCCAUGUUAUGCACUGUCAACAGACCAUGGGUUCAGUCGUGCAGGAAAGAAGUUCUCAGGUUUACUAGCCCUUUAAAUAGGCUACAGGCUUAAUGUGAAUUCCAGUUGACUGCUUCAGUUUGGAAAUUCUAGAUGCAUUCCGGGGCAUGGAAUUUGAAGUUCUAGUCAUAUGUGGGAGAAAACGGGAUAAUUUAUCCAGCCAUGUAUUAGAAUAAAAUGUGUGUCUUUUUAAAGCACAAUGCUUGUUUGAUUUCUUUCAUUGCCAGGAGAAACUUUUUUAAACCUAUGGUAGUUAUACAAUAGUUAAGGACACAGCAAAGAGGGAAAGUGUGCAUUUAUGAGUGCAGAACAGUAGUAGCAUCAGUAUUGACACAGCAGAUUCAGUCAUCUGUAUAAGAAAUCCUCCUUCACUGUGUGUAUACAUGCAUGUACUCAUGUGGGUAUUCGCGAGAGAAAGAAUUGCAAGAAACCAUUUUACUGAGUGAGCUAUUUGUUUAAGAUAUUUGCUUGCUAAAGAAGGAAGUGUGAUGUUUCAGCUGCGAUUAAAAAGGAUUUUUUUGUGAAAAAA
Molecule: messenger RNA, 3786 nt
Organism: Pomacea canaliculata
Lineage: Eukaryota; Metazoa; Mollusca; Gastropoda; Architaenioglossa; Ampullariidae
Product: DNA-directed RNA polymerase III subunit RPC5-like
Exons: 18
Coding region: 45-2192 (715 amino acids)
Biological process (GO): DNA-templated transcription
Cellular component (GO): nucleus; RNA polymerase III complex
Source: RefSeq, a predicted model, not a curated record